Molecule: messenger RNA, 1083 nt
Organism: Protobothrops mucrosquamatus (brown spotted pit viper)
Lineage: Eukaryota; Metazoa; Chordata; Lepidosauria; Squamata; Viperidae
Exons: 5
Coding region: 1-1083 (360 amino acids)
Biological process (GO): DNA integration
Molecular function (GO): nucleic acid binding
Source: RefSeq, a predicted model, not a curated record
AUGUCCCCAGCUGAGCGAAACUACAGCCAGCUGGACAAAGAGGCCCUCGCCAUCGUGGCUAGCACAAAGCGAUUCCACGAGUACCUAUAUGGAAGGCAUUUCCGGGGUUGUGUACUAUGGGGGGAAAGAGUCGUGAUCCCACAAGCCCUACGGAAAAAGGUGAUUAAUAUCUUACACGUGGGGCACCCGGGGAUCGUGCGUAUGAAAGCGCUGGCUCGGAGCUAUUUGUGGUGGCCACAGCUGGACAAGGACAUACAGGAGUGGGUAGCCACCUGCGAGCCUUGCCAGGAAUCCCGCUCAGCCCCACCGAAAGCAACCCCAUUGGAGUGGGAGAUCCCACGAGUACCGUGGUCCCGUCUCCACGUUGACUUUGCCGGCCCCGUGGAGGGCCGAUCUUAUUUAAUAACGGUGGAUGCCUACUCGAAGUGGUUGGAGGUGAUCCCCAUGCUGUCCACCACAACGAGUGCUACCAUCAAGGCCCUGGACGGACUGUUCGCGACCCACGGAUUACCUGAUAAUGGCCCUCAAUUUACCUCUUUUGAGUUCCAGGCUUUUCUUCAGGCCAACUUGAUCCAGCAUGCGACUUCUGCUCCCUUCCACCCAUCCUCCAACGGACAGGCAGAGAGAAUGAUGCGCACUACCAAAGAUGCUCUCAAGAAACUGACUUACGGUAACUGGCAUCACAGGUUAGCAGAUUUCCUUCUUGCACACCACACCACACCUUGCACAGCCACAGGGAAGAGCCCUCCAGAACUCCACUGGGGUCGCCGCCUCAUCACCAAACUGGACAGGUUGCACGGGUUUACCUGCGUGCAGACCCGAGCAUUUCCACCCUCCUUGCAUUUGAAUAAUGCAUCUGUGUCCACCAUCCCUACAUUGCACAAUGCACCUGUGCGUAAGCCAGCUGCCCUUGAAAUUCACUUGGAAAUUACAGCUGGUACAAAAUGCAGCAACAUGGACAUUGUUAGGCAUGCUUCAUUACACCUAUGUGACCCUAUGAGCUACAUCGAUUACUUGUUGGUUCCUGGAGGUCCAGAGACCUCCCACUGUAAUGAUCAGAAAGCUAUAAAAGACUUAGCUUGA